UACAUGGAAGACAACUCCCACAGUUUUGGACACUUCCGGGAACCGGACUACACCGGCUCAUAUUCGCCUUGGUCAUGUGACACCUUCGGUUCCUACAUUGGCAGCAAAGAUAUAAAGUCCAAGGAGGGCAUGAACUCCAUGGACACACAAAAUAUAGACAAAGGCAAAAGUCUGAGAGCACAUGGCUUGGAGCUUCAGCGCAGAGCAGCAGAUGUCAAAGACGACGACCCCAUCAUUCCCUUUGGCUCCCUGCCCACCGUGUCUCGUUUUGGGGCCAUCUCGCGCACGUCUAAACCGGGCUACCCGCCAAACAGUCCCAUGCCACCCUUGCCAAAGUCAGCCAAGCACACCGCUUCAGCUGCUGACUACUCCUAUGCGAAUCACAGCGGGUGGAGAGGCGACUCUUACCAGUCACACCAAACGUCUCAGGGGCACUUCAGCGAGCGAUCCAGUUUAUCCCCUGCCGUGCAGGCGCGUGAGCAGCUGAGGAUGGAGCUACAGCAGGUCAACCUCCAAAUCAGCCAACAGACGCAGAGUCGCGGCCUGGAGGUGAGACUGUCUGCCCUGCUGGAUGUGUCAUUUUAUAGGCCUGUUCACAUCUUGUCCGAUCUAACUAAAUGACACCAAAAUAUAAACUAUUCACUUAAA
Messenger RNA from Sinocyclocheilus anshuiensis, 648 nucleotides. Its product is annotated as roquin-1-like. Lineage: Eukaryota; Metazoa; Chordata; Actinopteri; Cypriniformes; Cyprinidae. Gene Ontology annotation, biological process: nuclear-transcribed mRNA catabolic process, deadenylation-dependent decay; ubiquitin-dependent protein catabolic process; protein polyubiquitination. Gene Ontology annotation, molecular function: double-stranded RNA binding; ubiquitin protein ligase activity; mRNA binding. Gene Ontology annotation, cellular component: cytoplasmic stress granule. The transcript is spliced from 4 exons. The annotation marks the transcript as partial. The record is from RefSeq and is a predicted model, not a curated record.